This is a messenger RNA of Bactrocera oleae (olive fruit fly), 14333 nucleotides long. It is a transcript of the gene scrib, whose product is annotated as scribble planar cell polarity protein. Gene Ontology annotation, cellular component: basolateral plasma membrane; adherens junction; postsynaptic density. Gene Ontology annotation, biological process: cell-cell adhesion; receptor clustering; neurotransmitter receptor transport postsynaptic membrane to endosome. NCBI's taxonomy places the organism in Eukaryota, Metazoa, Arthropoda, Insecta, Diptera, Tephritidae. Gene Ontology annotation, molecular function: protein binding. The record is from RefSeq and is a predicted model, not a curated record.
AGUUAGUUGAGUUCUGUCAUGUUGAAUGGUUCAAAUGUUGUUCGCGUUCGCAUUCGCAUGUUAUUCGUUGUACGUUAUUCGGGUGGGUCGUUUUUGUUGUAAUUUUUUAGUGACACAUUAAAAAUUGUAAAUUCUAGCGGCGCGCUUCUAAUUUAUGUUUGUACGGCAUUUCUGCAAGUUUUAUCUGCUCCCUUCUUGUUCGAAAAUAUUGCGGUAGUGUAAAGUUAUUAUAUUUUAAUAUUAUUUGUGAGAAAAUUUGAAAAGUGCAUACCUACGCUACUGAAAAUCGGAUUAGGUGGUGGCCGUGGUGACGUGACGGCAGUAAAAGUAGUAGCAACAGCGAAAGAGCGAACCAGUAGAAAAGAUAAUAUGAAAAUAACGUAGAAUAAGAAAAAUCCGUAACGAAAGCAGGAAAGGAGAAAAGCAAAGGUGGUCAAGUGCAAACGAAUUGUUGCUGGUCCGCUGCCUUGGAGUAGCACUUGGCGAGUUUGCGUCUUCUGCUUCCGCCGACUCGUGGUAACGUGAAAAUAAACGGACAACGGACGUGUUGGGUGUUGGAAUCGAAUACUUGUUUUACGCGACGCGAAACGAAACGAAAUAUAUAGUGAUUAAAAAAAAAACUGGGGUUUUAAGAGUUUUUAAAAAUACCAGAUAUAACUUUUAAAAACAAGAUCUUUCACUGAUUAAAAUUGUUUGCUAUCGUUUUGUUCUUUUCCUAUCUACAAACAUUUCGAAUAAUAAUUACGCUUGUAGUAAUCAAAACACAAUUUCGUGAUACGUUCAGCAAGUGUGCAAACUUAGGAAGUGCGCGAGCCGGGUUUGUGAAUUAAAGUAACGCAUGCUAAUUACGCAUCUUUCAAAUCGAAUUGUCGCAACUUAUGCCGUAAAUCGACGUCAUGUUUAAGUGCAUUCCAAUAUUCAAAGGCUGUAAUCGCCAAGUUGAAUUCGUUGACAAACGUCAUUGUUCGCUGCCCAGUGUGCCAGAGGAAAUUCUACGUUAUUCACGUACAUUGGAGGAGUUGUUCUUAGAUGCCAAUCAUAUCCGAGAUUUGCCAAAGAACUUCUUCAGACUGCAUCGUCUGCGAAAAUUGGGCUUAAGUGAUAAUGAGAUAGCCCGAUUGCCUCCAGAUAUACAGAAUUUCGAGAACUUGGUAGAACUAGAUGUUUCGCGAAAUGAUAUUCCAGACAUUCCUGAUGACAUCAAACACCUGCAAAACCUACAGGUUGCUGAUUUCAGCUCAAAUCCGAUUCCAAAAUUACCAGCUGGAUUUUCUCAACUCAAAAAUUUAACAGUUUUAGGUUUAAAUGAUAUGUCACUUACCACAUUACCAGUUGAUUUCGGAAGCUUAACACAACUGGAAUCAUUGGAGUUGCGCGAGAAUCUAUUGAAACAUUUGCCUGAAUCGAUACGACAGUUGACGAAGCUUAAAAGAUUAGAUUUAGGCGACAAUGAAAUUGAAGAACUGCCACCAUAUUUGGGCUACUUGCCCGGUCUGCACGAGCUCUGGCUCGAUCACAAUCAGUUAGAGAGGCUGCCACCUGAAAUUGGACUACUCACCAAUUUGACAUAUCUUGACGUUUCCGAAAACAGGCUGGAGAAAUUACCAAAUGAAAUCGGUGGCCUCGUAAAUUUAACUGAUUUAGAUCUGGCGCAAAAUUUACUUGAGACCCUGCCCGAUGGAAUCGCUAAAUUAAGCAGACUGACAAUUCUAAAACUAGAUCAGAAUCGCCUACAGAAAUUGAAUCCAACUAUUGGAUGUUGCGAAAGCAUGCAAGAGCUGAUAUUGACCGAAAACUUCUUAUCAGAAUUUCCCGUAUCGAUUGGGCAAAUGACUAAAUUGAGCAACCUGAACGUGGAUCGCAACGCAUUGGAAUACCUACCGGCCGAGAUAGGUAAUUGUGCAAAUUUGGGCGUUUUGAGUUUGCGCGAUAACAAAUUAAAGCGACUGCCGCCAGAGUUGGGCAACUGUUCGGUGUUGCAUGUGCUGGACGUGUCGGGUAAUCAGCUGCAAUACUUGCCAUACACUUUGGUGAAUUUGCAGUUGAAAGCUGUUUGGUUAUCUGAAAAUCAGGCACAGCCGCUGCUAACGUUCCAGCCGGACACAGACGAGGCAACAGGUGAACAGGUUUUGACAUGCUUCCUACUGCCACAACAAGAAUAUCAACCGAUUACGCCAGACUACCCACCGGGUCUACUCUAUAGAUCGAGCGAAAAAUUCGAUUCGUCGGAGUUCCACGUUUACCAACAAAAAGCACGCGAACUUGAAACCGAUUCGGAUGGCUGGGAGGAGCGUGAAGCUUCAAGAACACAUUCCGUUAAAUUCUCCGAAGAAUCCACACAGGAGAAGGACACACCGUUUGUCAGACAAAAUACACCACAUCCCAAGGAGCUGAAGGCAAAAGCGCAUAAACUCUUUGCCAAAGAUCGCAGUCGACCGGAUGACGGCAAUUUGGAUACAGUCUCCGAAGAAGCAUCAUCAAAGUUCGCUGUUAGCGGCACUGCCCGAAUCGGCGCUAAUUCCACCAUAGUAGAGAAUAUAGCAGAGACAAAACCCAUCUAUGAGAAUCAUCAACAGCAGCCGCCAACAACAGCAAUUUCUUUCGCGCCACAGCCGAUUAUUGCACAGACAGCGGGCACACAACAACAGUCCGCGAUUAACGCUGUAACAGUACAUGAACCGAUUGCAAGCGUUGCGCCCGAACAUGGCAACGCCGCUGUAGUGGUGGCCGCAGCAGCAGUAACAGCGGCAGCAUGCGUUACUGGCGACGAGGAAGAGGAAGACUUUGAUGAAGCUGAAAGGCGUGUGGGUUUUCAAGUUGAGGGCGAAGAUGAUGACUUCUACAAGCGGCCAAUGAAAUUGCACAGACGCGACACCCCGCACCAUUUGAAAAACAAACGUGUGCAACAUAAUCUCACCGAUAAAAAAUCAAGUGAAAUUCUCGCUAACGCUUUGAAUCAAGAAAAGAAAACGUCACAGCUGGCUCCAGUUCAAUCGCCCAUUCAAGAAAACGAGGCUGCUGAGCAGAGUGAACAACAACAAUUGCAGCAGCAACAACCUUUUGCCGCACCAAUUUCACCCAUACCACCGCCAACGGUGCCUGGUCCACUGCCAGCAGGACAAUUACUUGAUGACGCCGUGGACGGUCUCACAGAGCUGCGUCUGGAACAAUACGAAAUCCAUAUUGAGCGCACCACUGCCGGUCUGGGCUUGAGCAUAGCGGGCGGCAGGGGCUCUACACCUUUCAAAGGCGACGACGAAGGCAUUUUCAUAUCACGCGUAACCGAGGGUGGCCCAGCGGAUUUGGCCGGUUUGAAAGUUGGCGAUAAAGUACUAAAAGUGAAUGGCAUUAAUGUGGUCGAUGCCGAUCAUUAUCAAGCCGUGCAGGUGUUGAAGGCCUGCGGUGCGGUGUUGGUGUUAGUGGUCGAACGCGAAGUUACACGCCUAAUAGGCCAUCCAGUGUUUAGCGAAGAUGGCUCGGUCUCACAGAUAUCGGUGGAAACGCGACCGUUGGCCGCAGCGAUGCAGCAUGAAAAAUUUAUUCCGGCACCGAUUGAAAUUAUUCCAGAACAGCAGCAAAUACAGCAGCUACAACAGCAACAACAACAACUGCAGCAAGCGCCUGCCAACUUAAACAGCUAUCAAGCGAAUGUAUUUACAACACCAACAACAGCAGCAGUAGCUGCAGCUGCAGCAGGACCAACAAAUGUGGCAAAUUUAUCACAACAGCAGCAACAACAACCACAGCAACAGCUCCAACCGCAACAUGUUGGGGUGGGAGCAACAAAUGGCGUUUUGGAAAAUGGCAAGGAUGCCCCCUUGAGCUAUUUACAACUGCACACGACUUUAAUUCGUGAUCAAAUCGGACAAGGCUUGGGCUUCAGUAUUGCCGGUGGCAAAGGCUCGCCACCAUUUAAGGAUGGCUGCGAUGGAAUUUUCAUUUCACGCAUAACUGAAGGCGGUUUAGCGCAUCGUGACGGCAAAAUAAUGGUUGGCGACCGCGUGAUGGCUAUUAAUGGCAAUGACAUGACGAACGCCUGUCAUGACGCUGCGGUGCAAUGUCUCACUGAGCCGCAACGAUUUGUGCGUCUGGUGUUACAGCGCGAGUAUCGUGGACCUUUGGAGGCACCGUUGAGUCCACGCAGUCCAGCUGUUUUGAAUUCGCUCAGUCCUUCCGGUUAUCUCGCCAAUCGACCAGCAAACUUCAAUCGCUCUAUCGGCGAUAUAAUAUCAGAACAAGCACAAACUAAUCUGCAACAGGCGCCCACAGCGGCACCGACACUGGCACAGCAACAGCAAUAUCCACAAUAUCCAGCUCAGCAACAAUUUAACUACACCACCCAGCCGUCGGCUUACGAAAUAAAUAAAACUGUUACGAUACCCAACGCAACAGCAGCCACAUUAACUAGCGCUAGUGUAGGUGGUAACAAUGCACCGAAAACAAAUGGUUUUACGGCUGCGGCAACAACUGUGCCAUACCAGCAGCCACAGCAGCAGCAACAAAUCGAUAAGGUCACGGGUCAACCGGUGCCUGCUCCCAGGCGCGCAAAUUCCAUACCUUUGGGAGACGCGCCAGCGGAAGCCACACCAGCCAACGGUAAUGCUGCACAGCCCCCAGAUUCGGCAAAUAAGCCGACAGCGGCACCAACUGCCGGCCCAAACCCAGCCGCUGAUGCUUCUGCUGAAACUCAGGUGCCGCCGCUUCGACCGCUGACUAGUGAAGAUUUCCAAGCGAUGAUACCGGCGCACUUCCUAAGCGGUGGCAGUCAACAUCAGGUGAAUGUGGCAAAUGGCAAUGAGGUGGGCGUUGGACCCUCGGUCACCGUAACGGUGAAUAAGGCUGUACCCGACUUGCCCAUGUUCCCCGCUGCACCCACGGAACUGGGUCGCAUUACCGAAACAAUAACAAAAUCCACAUUUACGGAAACCGUAAUGACGCGUGUCACCGAUAACCAUUUAGCGGAGCCACUGAUCAGUGAGGAAGUUGUCUUGCCGAAGAAUCAAGGGUCGCUGGGCUUCAGCAUCAUUGGCGGUACGGAUCAUUCCUGUGUGCCGUUCGGUUCACAUGAGACGGGCAUAUUUAUAUCGCACGUCGUACCCGAUGGCAUCGCACACAAAUGUGGCAAAUUGCGUAUGGGUGACAGAAUUUUGAAAGUAAACGACGUGGAUAUAUCGCGUGCUACGCAUCAAGAGGCUGUAAUGGAAUUGCUAAAACCAGGCGACGACAUCAAGCUGACCAUACAGCACGAUCCAUUGCCACCUGGCUUUCAGAUUGAGGUAGAAAUUUUACAAACUGAGGAAAUCACAAUUAGUAAAGCUGAAGGCGAACGCCUGGGCAUGCACAUAAAGGGCGGACUUAAUGGUCAGCGCGGCAAUCCAUGCGAUCCCACCGACGAGGGUGUAUUUGUAUCGAAAAUUAAUUCGGUCGGCGCGGCAAGACGCGAUGGACGACUUAAGGUUGGUAUGCGCCUGUUGGAAGUCAAUGGCCACUCGCUGUUGGGUAUUUCACAUCAGGACGCUGUGAAUGUUCUGCGCAAUGCUGGCAAUGAAAUUCAUUUGAUCGCGUGCAAAGGAUACGACAAAUCCAAUUUAAUUCAUUCCAUUGGGGCUGCUGGCGGCAUGAGCACAGGCUUCAACACAACAGGCAGCCGACAAGGUUCGCGUGCUUCCGAGACUGGAUCGGAACUGAGCCAAAGUCAGAGCAUUUCGAGUUUGGAUCGCGACGAAGAUGAGCGCAUACGACAAGAUUUUGAAGUUUUUACACCGAAAACCGAACCGAAUAACGACCCCUCAGUAUUGGCAUCUGUGGCGGCAUUGGCCCACUCGCCCACCACACCGCCGAGCGUUGGCGCUUUGCCACAACAGCAUGCAGCUGAAAGCGAAACAUCCAAGAGCGGUGCUCCAACAACAGCAACAACAACUCCCCAAGAUGCACUCACCACGUUUGCUAAUGCAGACAAAACGCUGGUGCAGUCUAAAGAAAAGAGUACACCCGAGAAGGUGCUUGAAAUAGUGCGUGCUGCCGAUGCAUUCACCUCAGUUCCACCCAAGUCACCAGCAGAACAUCACGAUCAGGAUAAAAUUCAAAAGACCACAACAGUUGUCAUUUCGAAACACACACUCGACACAAAUCCGUCGCCUGCGUUGUUGGCCGCCUCACCGCCAAUUCACACGUCACCAACAACAUUGCCCACACACACAACUGCGGCCACGACAACCACCACAACAUCACCACCUGUCUCGCCAGCGUUGGCCAACGUUGCGGCAGCAAGUGGCAAUACGGUGGCAGCGCCACCGACUCAGCAACAGAACAUUCAACAGAGGCGCACACCAACCCCAACAUCAAUACACAAAACGAGGACAGAAACCGUAGCAAAGCCUGCAGACACCCGUUAUGAGUAUAAAGAAAUGGUAAAAAAACAAACGAUUGCUCGUCAGGACGACACUGCUCCAAAGACAAAGAAAGUCACGAAAGCCGAACCAAUUUAUAUAAUUGACGACGAGGAAGGAGAAGAAGAAGAAGAAGACGAUGAAGAAGAAGACGAAGAAGACGAGGAGGAGGAGGAACAGUCGGAUAAGCACGUGAUUGACGGAGAUGAAGAUGUAUUCGAUACGUAUUCACCGAAUGCUUCGGCCGAUCAAGGUGAUACUGAUUCGGACUACUUUGAUCGAGCACGUACUUCGCUCCGUUACACAAGCGAUUCGGAGAAUGACUAUCGUCCGCAUCGGCGCAAUCAUGAAAUGUUAGGAAAUAUUUCUGGUCGCAGCACGCCCGACCUUUCAGGCUCUGCAUUUGGUGGUCACCGCAAAUCAGUUAGUUUUGAUCUGAGCGGUGAUGAAAGGUCAAAAUCUGAUUAUGAACGCUCACGAACGCCCGACGGUUAUUCUCGUUAUUACGAUUCUGAGCAAGAGUAUGGAAGUUCACGGCCGCGUUUACCACGCAAAGGUAUAUUGCGUUCGGCCAGCCCUUCAUCGUCGAAUAACUCGACACUGGAGCGUUGUAGACGCCCCGAAAAACUGCCGCCAAUAGUGCCUACAGUAGCGCGUAUUAAGGAAAUUGAUUCGCCUACGCUGCAACAUGUUCGCUCAUCUUCGCCUUUGUCCAGUAGAGGUGGAAGUAGUAGAGGCUAUCACAGUCCACCGCCGCAACCCGAAAAGGUUACGGUGUCUACGGAGAUCGAAAGAGAAAAUCCAUUCCGUGAAGCGUUCCUAGACAAUAGCAAAACUGAUGAAUAUACCGAAUUGGCAAAAGCUAUGUCGAAAUCACCAUCGGCCCUCCGAUCACCACGUGAACAAUUUUUCUUUGGUUCGAAGUCGACUGAGAAUUUGUUAACCUCAGAGCGUUCAGCUUCAAGUGGUCGUAGUACACCUAGUACAGUUGUUAGUGCGCAAUCAAAAUCUACAGAAGAUCUGUUGUCAAGCUCAACCGGCGCCAAACCGAAACGUAUACCACCUCCCAUAUUACCGAAACCGAAAACUAAAAAAGCUGAGUUGGUGCACAAUAUUGCGCUCGAUGCCUUCCAAAAAACUCACGUAGGUUAUGGUGAUUUCACAGUCUUCGAACAUGAUCCGACCACAAACACUAUACAUGAAAUACGUUCGCCGCCUCCGCCAACAACACCAACCGUUCCAUUAACACCACCGCCUGCCGGUAGUAGUGCGAAACUUCCUGUGCGGGUAAAGGCGCCCCGUAGUCCAUCGCGACCACGUGAAAGUCCACCUCCCCCACCCGUCAACUACUCAACGAUGCCAAAGCUUUCGUCGACAAUUGCACAUGUAAAAAAGAGCGAAGAAACUUACUACUUGGAGGUGCUUCCACCACCUCCGCCACUUUCCGAUGAUGAAAUACCGCCUUCACAGCGUCGUCUCACUGAGUUUAUACACGAAAAUUCACCAGAUCACAUACUGGUUACUGAAGAAGAGCAUCGCACAAUCUUGCUGCAUGAAAAUGAAGUGCGCAACCAGCUACGUGGUGUAAGCAGAAAGUCACAAAUACCCGAACUGGGCGCACCGCACGAAGAAGCGCCACCAGUUCCACAUUACGCCAGCAUCAAACACUCGGUAAAUCCAUUUAUAGAUAGUUCAGAUGACAAUUUUGAUUCAUUUCCUCUCCCUCCACCGCCCGAACACCUUAUUUCCUCUACGGCUCUGAAUCCCGGUUGUGAUAGUAGCUCCCAUUGCGAUAGCGAAUCUUCAACUAUUAACAUUGCUUCUCCUAUUUCUUCUAUUACUUCUUCCAAUGCAAACAUGCAGCCGAGGUUGGAUUUUUUAUCAUCAGCAGCAACAUUACAGGCAGGCAUUCCAUCCAAUAACCCACUCUCGCCCACACAAAUUUUCCCCACAGCGCAAAUACUACCUGUUCAAUAUACCAACCUACCACAACCCCAGCAGCCGAAUACCACUCACAUCCUAACUGGUCAAUUGGUUCCAACUAGUGCGAGCCACCACUUUUCUAAUUCCCCACAGAAUCAGUCGCUAUUCACGGUAGGUGGUCUCGUACUGCUGCCACAGGCACAGUUUACUCCAUCGACAUCGCAAGUGUCUUCAUCGUCGUCAUCAUCGUUGGUUACUACACCUAUUUUUUUGGCCACUAGCGGUGGUACGACAUCUUCCACCACUGGUGUAUAUAUGAAACCUCAACCACUACAACAGCGGCCGCCACAACUUCAUCUCCAUCAGCGUAGCGUACUGUCACCUACAUCCGAUUCCAUUACAACAACAAAAGUGCCUAAAUCAGUUUCUGAUAAGAAACGUUUCUUUGAGUCAGCCAUGGAAGAUCAACACAAACCAUCGCAGAAGACAGAAAAAGUUUUUUCAUUCCUGUCAAAGGAUGAAGUUGAGAAGUUGAAGCAAGAAGAAGAGAGGAAAAUCGCAACACUGCGUCGUGAUAAGAAAUCGGGCUUAUUGGAUGGACCCUCUGCAAAUGGCAAUGAUGAGUACGAUGCUUCCAACAACAAUUCUGCCGCAGCCAACAGCGCUGCACACGCCGUCACCAUACCGUGCCUUGCCGGCGAACAGCGAAAACUACAACAACCGAAUGAUGGGCGAACUUAUGAAGAGAAUUAUGAUUAUGACGACGAUAGACGGCUUGUAGUUGACCAUCGUCACGUACUGCGCGAUACCAUUAUUGAGCGGGAUAAUUGUGAGGCGGAUGACAUGAGUAUUGCUGAAUGCACAACAAUAACAACAACAACGACAACAAGGAACGAAUCGACGGCAACACCAACACAGUCACAACCACACCCACAGCCAUUAGCGAACAGUGGCGAAGCGACCAAACCGCAAACUCCACGACUCAAGUUCGAAAAACCGAAGAAAUCUAAAAAGACAAAUGCGAAAUCGAAAUCGAAAGGUAGCGCAAAGACACCGAGUGUGAGCACAACGCCCACGGACGAUGACGUAACGGUUGGGCUAGUCGCCCACCGAAAAGCACCACCACCGCCGACACAACCGAUUCAAGCCAACAUACAGCCGCCCGCACAGGUGACAGCACCUGAGUGGGUGGCCACACCGUCGGCGCACUUGGCCGCAUUCAAAUCGCCGGCACUAGUUAAGUCCUUGACUGAGUCACCAACUACUAGUGCAGCUACAACAGUCACACCAGUAAGAAUAGCGCCGUCGUUUAAGUUGUCUCAAGUAGAUACUGCACUUGCACCGUCUGUAGCAACAAUAGCACCCGCCCCCGCACCACGUACCGCAGCUCAACAACUAAGUAGCACUGUAGCGCAGUUUGUGGAUACCGAACGACAGUACGCUGAUGUCUCAAGCGAUUACAAUGACGCCGAAGAUACGGCGAGUAGCAUUGAGAGUGUUAUUGCUACGGCGCCAUUAGCCGUUUUAUCGACCUCGACGCUGCGCUUACGCAACCAACAGAAGCCGUCACUGUUGCCGAAACCCAAAGUGAAAGUUGUCAUUCCACCUGCAUUGUUACUGCAGCAAACGCAACAACAACAACAACAGGAUGAACAACAACACGAAACAUCACCGACCACACCAACCAGUCGCAUUCCCAUACGCACGGCGAAUGCGGAGAGGCGCGCGCUGAAGGCGGCAGCAGCAGCUGCUGUUGGCGGUGCAGUGACAAGGACUCACGAUGAAGCUGCUACUUCCGAUGUGGUUGAGCGGUCAUCUGAUGCGGUUCAACACGAGCAGUCACCGUCUAAUGGGUCGAAGAGCAAAGCAAUGAUUAAUGCUGAGAAACGCGCGUCUUGGCGUGCUGCUCGCUUGCGCUCAUUGGAACAAGGCGCCCAGGAGGCGCAGUGCGUUAUCAAGAAUAUGAACAAAAUCGCUGAUGAUCUGCUGACGACACCUAUUGCCACCGAGCAGACUAAAAAGAUUGUUUUUCCAAAAAUCGCAAUUAAAUCGAGCGAUGGUCCGGUUAUAAUACGUGAACGUGAAAAAAUACUCGAUGAAAAAAUUGUGCGCCGUACCGAAGAGGUGCCGUGUCCCGUUACGGGGCGACCUCAAUUACGAACUGUUGAGUACAUUGAGAAAACCAUCGAAACUGAGGUGGAAACUUGCCAGGAGAAGAUAAUCUCAUUAGAGUUGCAAGAUCCAGAAAACGAUGAUAACAACAGUGACGAUGGCGAAAAUGACAAAAUUAGCAAUCCAUUUGCAUCAUUGCAACAUGCAGCAAGUGCCAACAAGGAUCCAGCCACAGUGUUGGUAGCAGCAACACAGGUAAUCGCAACGGUCGAGGAUGAGACGUUAGAGGAUGAGGAACCGCCGGAGCUGUUGAGGGAGACGGCGCUACUCGAUACUGUCGACGAGGAUGACGAUGAGGAAGACGAUGAUGAUGAUGACGACGACGAUGAAGAAGACAGCGAGGAGGAAGAGGAGGACGAAGAUGAAGAGGAUGCCGCCUCCAUUGUGACUGUGCAUGCAAAUAAUGAAAAACUCUUCCUACGCACCGAUGAUGAUUCCGGUCCAUCUGAUGAUUUCGACAGUAUUGGUAUGUUUGGUCCUUCGUCCAUUGAUAGCGUGUCAUCCAUAUCAAAGCUGCGUAUACAGCCUGUGCCGAUAACAAUACACCAGACACUGGCUAAGGAAGUCUUUGUAACAGCGCCUGUUGUGCCAACUGGUGUUCGUACAACAACGAAAACCGAAUAUCCUGCCCACAGUAUAACCGCAGCAAGCACUAUUGUGGAGGUGGUUAAUCCACUGAUAACCGGCGAGGGGCAGGUUAAAAGUUUGGCAGUGGGAAGCACUGCUCAAUACGAAUAUCCAAUUUUCGACAAUGAAACAGAGAAGAGAUUGCGGCCGAAGCCAUAUGAUGACCAUAUCGAAGAUAUUGCUAGGCGGAAAGGUGGCUUUGACGAAGAAGCAGAAGAUGAGCCUGAUGAUGACGAUGAGGCUGAGAAGUUUUCAGCUGCAGCGACGGGUGUGUUACGUAGCGACACGUUUGUCAUGCCGACAGUGGGACUACAACAGCAACAGCGACCACAAGAGGAACUCUCAUUGAAUGCGAAAAUGAAGAAUGUGUUGGUGGAAUUAUUGGAGAACGAACGUGUUAAAUUGAAUUUGCAGAAGAGUCUAGAGGAGGAUGAGGAGGAACAGCAUGAACUCGCCUAUGGGGAUCCUGACGAUGAAGAAGACAUUGUUGACUAUGCGGCAUUACAUGGUGCAAACCUCAGUGGCAUUAGCCGUUCUGCAGCUAAAGCUGUUAGUGAUGAUAACGGUAAUGAGCGACUGCUGCAAGAGCUAAUAAGAGACAGUAAUAGGAACACAAUUAAAAAACUAGCAGUUGGUUACGACGACGAAGAAAGCGAGGACGAAGAUGACGAAGAAGAUGGUGACGAGGAGGAUGAAGAAGAGGAGUCUUUGGAUUCCAGUGAUUCGGAAGAAGACGGCGAAGCUGAAGAUGAUGAUGAGGCUGUAAAUAUAACAUUUGUCGAUGGUUGUCAGGUGAUUGAGAAUCCCAAUGCGGAGUCAACGCUAAAACUGCAAAAAUCACAAACCUAUACUUCUAUGAAAGAUGCAGAUCAGACCGAAGACAAGCAAGGUGGCGCCGCACAAGAAGACAUAGACAAGGACAUCGAACAUACUGUCGAGAAACUGCAAGCCGAACAACGCAAGCUCGAGGAGAUCACAAAACAACUACGCAAAUCGGUAGAAAACCUGCUAGCCGAUGAUGAUGAAAUUGCGACCGCAAUUAGCCAAGCAGUACAAGACGACGACGAUGUGAUCAUAAAAAAUCCGAACCAAAAUGUUGUUCACACAGUAGAAACCAAGACUGUCAUCGGCGACGAUGGUGUCAAGAAAACCAUUAUCACCGAGACGAUACGCAAGCCUGAGCCCAAACAAACGCACCACGAACAGCAGAAUGAAGAGUCCGGCGAGGCACUUUUCAAUAAACUUCUACAUGCCGGCGGCGAUCACAAGCAGAUAUUCGAUCAGCAAACGGGUGAGAGUGUAAUAACUACCACCACCACCGAUGCCGACGGCACUGUCACCACCACAACAACCACAAUUUCGAAUGUGAUUAAAAGUGGCAUCCCCAGAGCGGUGGUGUUGAAAUCAGAAGCCAGCUCGGCAGGCACCAGCAGCAGCGGCCACAGUGCGAACACGAAACAAGAGAAACAACAUAGCAAGCAAAAACGAAAAGGGAAGAAUGGCAAAAAGUAAAUGUGACAUAAAAUAAAUGGCAAGGCAUGCACUAAAUCUAACAACAGCCCGGCAGCAUCACACAGUGCAACAACUGAGUACAUAUGUAUGCAGUGGCGUAUAUAUUUAUGUUUAGGGGAGAAAGUGUGGGAUCAAGAAUGAUAAAUAUGCGCAAACAUAUUUACUAUUUCUGCAACCAGUUGCAUUUGCAAGAGAAGUGAAGUGGGUGUAUAUAUAGAUAUGCAUAGAUAGAUUGUGUAGUAUUAUGCAACACAAGCGAGUAGAAAGCAUACUAUAUACUAGUUAGAAAUGAAUACAAGUAUAAGUGUCCAAUAGAGCAGCUAAAGAUGGGAACAGCAAUUGCUGGGGCGCAAAUAAUCAGGCGGCAGCAAAUUGUAUAUUCGCCGGUUUGUACAAAUUUUUAAAUUGCGCUGAAAGGAAAUAUAAAUGGCAAUUCGUAUAAAAGCGGAAAUAGCGAGAAUAUUUUUAAUAUUUUUUUAAAUAUUUUUUUAAGUUUAAUUUCAGCCAAUAAUUACUUGAAAGUGUACUGAAAAGUAAUUACUUCGAAAUUUUUUCGGAAAACAUGCCGUUAUUUAUUGCGAUGUGCAUGUCGCAUGUUAUUGUAUCCCUUGCGCCCCAACAUAUGAAUACAUCCCUUCAUUAUAUUUUUACCAAUUUAUGAUAUUUUAAUUAUUUACAUUUACUACAGCAUAUUAUUUAAUAGAUAAUUAUGAAUUAUGUUUUUAAUUAACCACCAUUUGCAUUUAUCAUUUGUAACUAAUUUAGAGUCCAUAAUAUAAUUUGUUGUGUUUGUAUGCAUUUACGAUGACGAUACCCAAACGACAUUAGAUGUAGAAAUCCCACAUCAAAUUAUAAGAAACGCUGAGAUCCACCACGUUUUUUUAAAUUUAUUUUCUAAGCGAAAGAUUUCAUUUAAUUAAUUUAAAUAAAAUUUUUGUUUGCUUAAUUUCUAAUGAACUAAUUCUAACAUUUAUUUUUGCCGUCCUUUUACUUUAUUUUAUGCUUCUCCAACGUUUAUGCGGUUUGUUUUGCUUUUAGGCGAAAAAGUAACGUUGCACGCUAAGUGACAGCUGAAAUUACCUUGUAGCCCUAGCAUACCAUAAGCUUGUUUGCUUCCAAUAAGAUGUGCAUAGAUGAGCAAGAUAACGCUUGCAAAAAAAAAAAUAAUAUAUAUGCAAUAUAUAAAUAAAAAUACGAAAUAAAAGUAUAAUUAAUAAUUUAAAACAGCAAAAAAAAAAUUAUGACAAAAAUAAACGAAAAUAACGAAAAUUUUAACGAAAUGAAAUCAGACAAAAAAUUCGUCCUUUUAGUAUGUAUUUCGAUGUGUCCAAAAUGUUAAAUUACGAAUGUGAAAAAAUUUAUUACAAACGAAAAUUAUAAAAACAAAAUAUACAAUGAAAUUUAGUGUAUAUCUAAUAUUAAAGAUUCUCAAUUUGAAAAUUUCGCCUAAAACAACUUUAAAAAUAUAUGAGUAUUUUAUCUUAAGUAAUCUUAUGUAAUUUUUUGUUGCAUCAUUCCGUACGUAAUUUGAUUUCUUUAUAUUAAUUUAAUAAUAAAAUAGCAAACUGAAUGUAUUUCGCAAUAGACUUUAGUUACAGUUGCACACACACACACACACACACACACACACAAAUAUGGAUAAACCAUUUGUUUCUAUUGGUGUGUGCGUGUAAAAGCUACAGAUAUACUUAUUUGUAAGGCAAAUUGUAA